AUGGCCUUCAUACCCCAAGCCCCGCGCUUUCAACUAACGUCCCUCACCGUCACCUCCCUCGCCACAAACACUGGCGCUGAGCUAACAGCGACGUUCAACGUUAGUGCUGUUCUCGGGAACCCCAACUUCGCGCUCUCCGUCUGCUACGAGAGCCUCCGCCUUGCGCUCCUCUUCGACAACCUCGUCACCCUGAUCCAACCGCUCCCGUUUUCCACCGCCGCCCAGACCGAAACCCUGGUCCGAGCCCAGUACGCGGUCGCUCACAGACUCUUCCCCGACGGCGUCGUCAGAGGAAUCACCGAGCAGUGUGUGAUCACAGAAUGUGGUUGA
Messenger RNA from Sphenostylis stenocarpa, 330 nucleotides. The record is from the annotation of a GenBank genome assembly. NCBI's taxonomy places the organism in Eukaryota, Viridiplantae, Streptophyta, Magnoliopsida, Fabales, Fabaceae.